AUGAGCAACUCUAAUGAGACGGCUCAGAACAGUUUCACACCGCUCACCUUCCACAGUACAUUGGCCCACGCCUUCGGCAAUGGGCUGAAUUGGAACAGAAUGGAACCACAUGAACAUGUCAUGCCCCUUUCCUCAACAGCGGAAUUCUCUAUCUUUGGCGAUGGUCAACAUCUGCCUCAAAAGAGUACCGAGAUCAGUACCCAACAGCUUUCUCGAAAGCCAGCCAAGAACAACAAGGCCAAAGUUGUGUUUCACAAGUUCGGCCAACUCGUCGCUGAAAUCCGCCUCAUGAUCUGGCACCAAGCUAUCGUCGCCGAGACUCCAGAGCGCCUCAUCCCCAUAUAUAUGCGAGGCCCCACGGCUACAAUCGUCCCGCACAAACAUUUGGCCUCGCGGUUUCUUGCCGUAAACUGGGAGUCCCGUCAUGAAGCUCAGGUCUUCUACCCCAUGAGGUUUCCGCUUGCGCUUGCCGCAAAUUCUUCGGUUGCUGAAGGCUCUGUGUAUGGAUCAUAUUGUGGCACGCUGUAUCUCGCCCCACAAUACGACAUGUUCGUUCGCGGGCUGCGAGACACGGCCUUCGGCCUAAUACCUACCAGGGCACUCCUAGACACGGCGGCCGUGGCUAGAAUACGAAACCUCGCCGUGGUCCAGCUCAACCAGGACAAGGCGGAUACCGAAUCGGUCACGCUAAGGGAUCGCUACGACAACGCACCCUCGUUUCGGGGCAUCGUCGACCACGACCGAGCCGUGGGCCCCAAGUUCUGGAACCUCAGAUACUUCCCCAACGUCCGGGAACACUACACCAUCCACACUCCCUCCCAGACUAAACUCACCACAGUGAUCAUGCAACGGCCCGAGAGCGUGAUGCCGUUCUACGAAGUCCGCCGCUGGUCCAAAAUCACGGAUCACCCCGACGUUCCCGGCAAGACCCUGUGGUUCAUGAGCAAGGAGCGAACGGAUGGGUUCCCACAAGGUGUGGGCAGCGACGCGCCCGAGGACUUCGAUCUGUGGGAUAUCCUCGACCAAAGGCGGUUGCGAUGGGGGAAGGUGCCUGCCGAUAAUUACCUCAAGGACGGCGUACAUCUGGAGGAUAUUUGGCAGCGCUAA
Molecule: messenger RNA, 1107 nt
Organism: Truncatella angustata
Lineage: Eukaryota; Fungi; Ascomycota; Sordariomycetes; Amphisphaeriales; Sporocadaceae
Exons: 1
Coding region: 1-1107 (368 amino acids)
Source: RefSeq, a predicted model, not a curated record